GAGAGCCCCCUCCCACUGUCCCCUCCCCUCGGCCCCCCUCCCCACUUCCUAAGGAAAAGGCCGGGGCUCUGCUGGAGGGAGCCACAGAGUUGAGGCGCGCUGACAUGGGCAACUUGAAGAGUGUGGGCCAGGAGCCCGGGCCACCCUGUGGCCUGGGGCUGGGGCUGGGCCUCGGGCUGUGCGGCAAGCAGGGCCCAGCCUCCCCAGCACCAGAGCCCAGCCGGGCGCCCGCAUCCCCACCCCCAACCCCUCCAGCGCCAGACCACAGCCCCAAACCUAGCUCCAACAGUCCUCCGCUAACUCGGCCCCCGGAGGGGCCGAAGUUCCCUCGAGUGAAGAACUGGGAGGUGGGCAGCAUCACCUACGACACCCUCAGUGCCCAGGCACAGCAGGACGGGCCUUGCACCCAAAGACGCUGCCUGGGCUCCCUUGUGUUUCCCCGGAAACUGCAGAGCCGGCCCACCCAGGGCGCUCCACCCCCUGAACAGCUGCUGGUUCAGGCCAGGGACUUCAUCAACCAGUACUACAGCUCCAUCAAGAGGAGCGGCUCCCAGGCCCAUGAGCAACGGCUUCAGGAAGUGGAGGCCGAGGUGGCAGCCACAGGCACCUACCAGCUUCGGGAAAAUGAACUGGUCUUUGGGGCCAAGCAGGCCUGGCGCAACGCUCCCCGCUGUGUGGGCCGGAUCCAGUGGGGGAAGCUGCAGGUCUUCGAUGCCCGGGACUGCAGGUCUGCACAGGAAAUGUUCACCUACAUCUGCAACCACAUCAAGUAUGCCACCAACCGGGGCAACCUUCGUUCAGCCAUCACAGUGUUCCCCCAGCGCGGCCCGGGCCGCGGAGACUUCCGGAUCUGGAACAGCCAGCUGGUGCGCUAUGCGGGCUACAGACAGCAGGACGGCUCUGUGCGGGGGGACCCAGCCAACGUGGAGAUCACCGAGCUCUGCAUCCAGCACGGCUGGACCCCAGGAAACGGGCGCUUCGAUGUGCUGCCCCUGCUGCUUCAGGUCCCGGACGAGCCCCCAGAACUCUUCACUCUGCCCCCUGAGUUGGUCCUGGAGGUGUCCCUGGAGCACCCCACGCUGGAGUGGUUCGCGGCCCUGGGUCUUCGCUGGUAUGCCCUCCCGGCAGUGUCCAACAUGCUGCUGGAAAUCGGGGGGCUAGAGUUCCCUGCAGCCCCUUUCAGCGGCUGGUACAUGAGCACGGAGAUCGGCACACGGAACCUGUGUGACCCUCACCGCUACAACAUCCUGGAGGAUGUGGCCGUCUGCAUGGACUUGGAUACCCGGACAACGUCAUCCCUGUGGAAAGACAAGGCGGCGGUGGAGAUUAACUUGGCUGUGCUGCACAGUUACCAGCUCGCCAAAGUGACCAUUGUGGAUCACCACGCUGCCACAGCGUCCUUCAUGAAGCACCUGGAGAAUGAGCAGAAGGCCAGAGGGGGCUGCCCUGCUGACUGGGCCUGGAUCGUGCCCCCCAUCUCGGGCAGCCUCACUCCUGUCUUCCAUCAAGAGAUGGUCAACUAUUUCCUGUCCCCUGCCUUCCGCUACCAGCCAGACCCCUGGAAGGGGAGUGGAGCCAAGGGCACUGGCAUCACCAGGAAGAAGACCUUUAAGGAAGUGGCCAAUGCAGUGAAGAUCUCUGCCUCACUCAUGGGCACAGUGAUGGCAAAGAGAGUGAAGGCCACAAUCCUGUACGGCUCCGAGACUGGCCGGGCCCAGAGCUACGCGCAGCAGCUGGGGAGGCUCUUCCGGAAGGCGUUCGACCCCCGGGUUCUGUGCAUGGACGAGUAUGAUGUGGUGUCCCUCGAACACGAGACGCUGGUGUUGGUGGUGACCAGCACAUUUGGGAAUGGAGAUCCACCAGAGAACGGAGAGAGUUUUGCAGCAGCCCUGAUGGAGAUGUCCGGCCCCUACAACAGCUCUCCGCGGCCAGAGCAGCACAAGAGUUACAAAAUCCGCUUCAACAGCGUCUCCUGCUCAGACCCGCUGGUGUCUUCUUGGCGGCGGAAGAGGAAGGAGUCCAGUAACACAGACAGUGCAGGGGCUCUAGGCACCCUCAGGUUCUGUGUGUUCGGCCUGGGCUCCCGGGCAUACCCCCACUUCUGUGCCUUUGCUCGUGCGGUGGACACGCGGCUGGAAGAGCUGGGCGGGGAGCGGCUGCUGCAGCUGGGCCAGGGCGAUGAGCUAUGCGGCCAGGAGGAGGCCUUCCGCGGCUGGGCCCAGGCUGCCUUCCAGGCCUCCUGUGAGACUUUCUGCGUGGGAGAGGAUGCCAAGGCUGCUGCCCGGGACAUAUUUAGCCCCAAACGGAGCUGGAAGCGCCAGAGGUACCGGCUGAGUACCCAGACCGAGGGCCUACAGUUGCUGCCAGGUCUGAUCCACGUGCACAGGCGGAAGAUGUUCCAGGCCACAAUCCUCUCAGUAGAAAACCUGCAAAGCAGCAAAUCCACCCGGGCCACAAUCCUGGUGCGUCUGGAUACUGGUGGCCAGGAAGGGCUACAGUACCAGCCAGGGGACCACAUAGGAGUCUGCCCACCCAACCGGCCUGGCCUCGUGGAGGCGCUGCUGAGCCGUGUGGAGGACCCGCCGCCACCCACGGAGCCUGUGGCAGUGGAGCAGCUGGAGAAAGGCAGCCCUGGUGGCCCUCCCCCCAGCUGGGUGCGGGACCCCCGGCUGCCCCCGUGCACGCUGCGCCAGGCUCUCACCUUCUUCCUGGACAUCACCUCCCCACCCAGUCCUCGACUCCUUCGACUGCUCAGCACCCUGGCUGAAGAGCCCAGCGAACAGCAGGAGUUGGAGGCCCUCAGCCAGGACCCCCGGCGCUACGAGGAGUGGAAGUGGUUCCGCUGCCCCACGCUGCUGGAGGUGCUGGAGCAAUUCCCGUCCGUGGCACUGCCUGCUCCCCUGCUCCUCACCCAGCUGCCCCUGCUGCAGCCCCGGUACUACUCAGUCAGCUCGGCACCCAGCAUCUACCCAGGAGAGAUCCACCUGACUGUCGCUGUGCUGGCCUACAGGACCCAGGAUGGGCUGGGCCCCCUGCACUAUGGAGUCUGCUCCACGUGGCUGAGCCAACUCAAGGCUGGAGACCCCGUGCCCUGCUUCAUCAGGGGGGCUCCCUCCUUCCGGCUGCCACCUGAUCCCAGCUUGCCCUGCAUCCUGGUGGGCCCCGGCACCGGCAUCGCCCCCUUCCGGGGGUUCUGGCAGCAGCGCCUGCAUGACAUUGAGAGCAAAGGUGAGGCUGGGGGCGUGUGGUGGGAGGGAGUCACACCAUCUAGGGACAAAGGCAGGUGGGGAAGAGGCCAAGGAAGCCACAAAGGUGAAGAGAAGCUCAUUAGCACAAAGGGGUACCUGGGGGGCCAGGGCUGGGCCCUGUUUGGCUUCCUGGUGCCUGAUGGAGGUUGGGACGUGACACAGGGUGCUAAUGAGAAGCCCUACAGGCGAGGGACAAGGAACCAGGGAAGCCGCAGGGCCUCUGUGGAAGCGUCCUGCACGCUCCUGGAGGCCCAACAGCCCAAACAGCGGAUGCUUCAACUCAAAAGGUCAACCCGGGCAUUGGGUGGCCAGUGGGAGGCAUUGCCGGGGCCGCGCCCUCCCAAGCCGCCUCGUCGCCUUGCAGGGCUGCAGCCCGCGCCCCUGACUCUGGUGUUCGGCUGCCGAUGCUCCCAGCUGGAUCACCUGUACCGCGACGAGGUGCAGGACGCCCAGCAGCGCGGAGUGUUUGGCUGCGUCCUCACCGCCUUCUCCAGGGAACCCGACAGCCCCAAGACCUACGUGCAGGACAUCCUGAGGACCGAGCUGGCGUCUGAGGUGCACCGCGUGCUGUGCCUCGAACGCGGCCACAUGUAUGUCUGCGGAGAUGUCACCAUGGCAACCAGCGUCCUGCAGACGGUGCAGCGAAUCCUGGCCACCGAGGGCGACAUGGAGCUGGACGAGGCCGGUGACGUCAUCGGCGUGCUGCGGGAUCAGCAACGCUACCACGAGGACAUUUUCGGGCUCACGCUGCGCACCCAGGAGGUGACAAGCCGCAUACGCACCCAGAGUUUCUCCUUGCAGGAGCGGCAGCUGCGGGGCGCGGUGCCCUGGGCGUUCGACCUACCCGGCUCCGACACCCCCGGCCCCUGAGAGCCCCCCCGGCUCUCCACACUGGUUCCCAGAGAGAGCAGGGCCGGCCAGCGCCCUCCCCUCCCGAGUGCCUUCCCACGUGUGCGGGGGCAGCUGCUCAGCUUUCUUCCCCCAGGAAUGGGCCAAAUGCGCUCGCUCGCUCCCUCUCGCCCCUGGCCUGGGCAUCCCUAAUCCUGGUAGGCCCCUCCCAGCAGCUGUAUGCCAGGGCCUACUACUACCCAUUAGGUGAAGUUUAGCUUCCCCUUCGUUUCUCGGGAGUGUCUUACCCUCAAAGCCUAAUCUCUAAAUCAUUCAGAUAUUUAUUAUUGUUGAAGAUUUACGGGAAGAGACUGUGCCAGGUGUUAUGACAGCCACUGACGCCUAACCCCAGCCCCGGUGAAUUACAAUUGUAAAAUCACAA
Molecule: messenger RNA, 4518 nt
Organism: Oryctolagus cuniculus (rabbit)
Lineage: Eukaryota; Metazoa; Chordata; Mammalia; Lagomorpha; Leporidae
Source: RefSeq, a predicted model, not a curated record